This is a messenger RNA of Carcharodon carcharias (great white shark), 4345 nucleotides long. RefSeq names its product receptor tyrosine-protein kinase erbB-2-like. The record is from RefSeq and is a predicted model, not a curated record. Gene Ontology annotation, molecular function: transmembrane receptor protein tyrosine kinase activity; ATP binding. The transcript has 27 exons. Gene Ontology annotation, cellular component: basal plasma membrane; signaling receptor complex. Lineage: Eukaryota; Metazoa; Chordata; Chondrichthyes; Lamniformes; Lamnidae. Gene Ontology annotation, biological process: neuron differentiation; positive regulation of cell population proliferation; protein phosphorylation. Bases 31 to 3738 code for a protein of 1235 amino acids.
CCGGAAGUGGUGCUCGGGGCUGGCGGGACGAUGCGGUUGGCGGGGCUUCUGCUCCUCACAGCGCUGGGCUCGGCGCAGAGGACAGUUUGCCCUGGGACAGACAUGAAGCUGGAGCUGUCGUUCAGUUUAGAGAACCAUUACUACACACUGCGCAAACAGUACGAGAACUGCCGUGAGGUACAGGGCAACCUAGAGAUCACCCACCUUACAGGGAACCACAAUCUAUCCUUCCUGCAGAAUAUUCAGGAGGUCCAAGGUUAUGUUUUAAUAGCACACAAUGAAGUAGACUACAUUCCUCUAGAAAAUCUACGCAUCAUAAGAGGAAGCCAGUUGUAUGAGGAUCAGUUUGCGUUGGCUGUCCUGUCUAACUUUAACCCCACCGGUACUGGUCUCCGUGAGCUUCGGAUGAGAAGUCUGACAGAAAUCCUGAUUGGGAGUGUUCAGAUCAGCAAUAAUCCCUGGCUCUGUUACCAAGAGACCAUCCAAUGGGACGACAUUCAGGACAAGAAAAACAGGAUCCCUUUUGUAGGACCAGUGGACACGAACCGAUCUGAGCAGUGUGGCAGCUGCAGUCCUGCUUGUGAGUCAGGAUCAUGCUGGGGCUCAGGUCCCGAAUAUUGCCAGAUAUUGACUCGCAAGAUCUGUGCCCCCGAGUGCCUGACUCGGUGUAAAGGACGAGACCCAACCGAUUGCUGCCACAGCCAAUGUGCUGCAGGCUGCACUGGACCGAAGGACACUGACUGUCUGGCCUGUUACCAUUUCAGCAACGGUGGAACGUGUCGGGGGGAUUGUCCACCACUCAACAUCUACAAUGCUCACACCUAUCAGAUGGAGCCCAAUCCCGAUGGGACGUACAUCUUCGGAGCCAGCUGUGUCAAAAAGUGUCCACGUAAUUACUUAGCGAAUAAUGUGGGCUCGUGUACUCUGAACUGUCCAAACGACACCAAAGAAGUUAACCGGGGGGAUGAACAGAAAUGUGAGAAGUGUAAUGCCCCCUGUCCCAAAGUGUGUAACGGCUUGGGUGUAAACAGUCUGAAGGGCGUGCGGGCCGUGAACUCUAACAACAUCAAUUCCUUCACUGGCUGCACUAAGAUCUUCGGAAGCUUGGUGUUUCUUGCCGAGACCGUCUUUGGUGACCCAGCUGCGAAGAUCCCACCCCUGGACCCAAGGAAGCUGCAGGUUUUUGGUCCUUUGACAGAGAUCACAGGGUAUUUAUAUGUCGAGGCCUGGCCACAGAAUUUUACUGAUCUAAAUGUAUUUGAGAAUCUCGCUGUCAUCAGAGGACGAGUGUUGUACAGAGGUGCUUAUGCAUUAUUAGUGCAGAAUCUCCAGAUACAAUCCCUGGGGUUUCGGUCUCUGAAAGAUAUUAGUAAUGGGCUGGUGCUCAUUCAUCAGAACCCUAACCUCUGCUACGUCAGCUCCAUUCCCUGGAACCAGCUGUUUAAGGAGGAAAGUCAGGAGGCAUUGAUAACAGCCAACAAACCACAGGACGUGUGCCAAGCUGAAGGGAGUAUCUGCAACAGCCUGUGCACAAACAGCACCUGUUGGGGCCCAGGACCAACAAAUUGCAUCUCCUGCAAAAAGUUCUUCCGAGGCCGGGAGUGUGUGGAAUCGUGCAACUUAUACGAAGGGGUGGUGAGGGAGUAUCUUCAUGAGUCGUCCUGUAUUCAGUGUCACAAGGAGUGCCUCCCACAGAACAAAAACCUGAGCUGCAGAGGGAUGGGAGCUGAUGACUGUGUGGAGUGUGCUCAUUACAAGGAUGGUACGCACUGUGUGGAGAAAUGUCCAAGUGGGUUACACGGGCAUAUCUGGAAAUAUGCCGAUGAAAAUGGCUUCUGUCAGCUAUGUCCAACAAACUGCAGUCAUUCAUGUACAACUGAUGAUGUUGGAUGCCCUGAGGAGCCCAUUCACAGCCAGUUGACCUCAGUGGUGGCUGGGAUAGUGGGGAUGCUACUCUUCAUGGUCCUCGUGAUACUCCUUGUCGUCUGGUUUAAGCGCAAGAAACGACUGAAGCGGAAACAUACAAUGCUGAGACUCCUCGAGCAGAGGGAGCUGGUCGAGCCAUUGACUCCGAGUGGAGUUGUCCCAAACCAGGCGCAGAUCCGAAUCCUGAAAGAAACUGAAAUGAAGAAAGUGAAGAUUCUGGGAUCUGGUGCUUUUGGAACUGUUUACAAGGGAGUCUGGAUGCCAGAGGAUGAAGAUGUGAAGAUCCCUGUUGCUAUUAAGGUUUUAAGAGAGGGAACUUCUCCAAAAGCAAACAAAGAGAUACUGGAUGAGGCGUACAUAAUGGCAGGAGUGAGUAGCCCUUACGUCUGUCGCCUGCUUGGGAUCUGCCUGACAUCCACUGUGCAACUGGUAACACAGCUGAUGCCGUAUGGAUCCCUGCUGGAUUACAUCCGAGAAAACAAAGACCGGAUUGGAUCCCAACAUCUCCUCAACUGGUGCGUGCAGAUCGCAAAGGGAAUGAAUUACCUGGAAGAUCACGUUCGAUUGGUCCACCGUGAUCUAGCAGCAAGGAAUGUCCUUGUGAAAAGCUCGAAUCAUGUGAAGAUCACAGACUUCGGACUUGCCAGGCUCCUGGAUAUCGAUGAGACAGAAUAUCACGCAGAUGGAGGAAAGGUUCCGAUCAAAUGGAUGGCGUUGGAAUCCAUUUUGCACAGAAAAUUCACCCACCAGAGUGACGUCUGGAGUUACGGCGUAACAGUCUGGGAGUUGAUGACUUUUGGAGCUAAACCGUACGAUGGAAUCCCAGCUCGAGAUAUCCCUGACCUGCUGGAGAAGGGAGAGCGUCUCCCACAGCCCCCAAUCUGCACCAUCGAUGUCUACAUGAUAAUGGUUAAAUGCUGGAUGAUCGACUCUGAAUGUCGACCCAGAUUCCGGGAAUUGGUGACAGAGUUUACAAAAAUGGCCCGAGACCCACCACGAUAUGUGGUAAUCCAGGGUGAUGAGCAGAUGGUCCUUCAGAGCCCCACUGACAGUAAAUUCUAUCGCACCUUGUUGGAGGAUGAGGACAUGCAGGACCUGAUCGACGCUGAAGAAUAUCUGGUACCACAUCAGGGAUUUUUCAACACUCAGCCCUGCAUCCAUAACAGGAGCAGAAUGUCAUCUUCCAGAAGUGCAACGAGUGUGGCAGAGGUGGGAGGUCAGGGAUCAGAGGCAGCACAGAGCUCCAGCCUGGCGCAUGCUGCCUCACAACAAUCAGCAGCUGCCUGUGUGGAUACUUACGCUGAUGCCGAGGGUUCGGGAUGUAGAGGAGCUCCCUGCUGCCCCACUGGAGAGGACAAUGUCACACAGCGGUAUAGCUCCGAUCCCACAGUGCGUGUGACUGAUGAGGAAGAGGAGGAGGUGGACAGUUAUAUUUCGCUGGGCUCUGAUAAAACAGAAACAGACUACAUAAACCAACCAGAAGAAACCUCAUCAUCUGGCCGAGCUGGAAGACCCGAGUUAGUCGCUCGAAGCAGUGCUGGGAACGGCCCCAUGAUCCCGAAGAGUCCAUUCAGAAACAUGGUGGAAAAUCCUGAAUAUCUGACUCACCAGAGCCUGGUAUCGGGGGUCAAGGAUCUGCCGUUCGAUAACCCUGAAUCCUGGGGCCAAGAUCCCCAGAGCAGGUCACAACCCGGGAAUACACCAUGCCUGACCCCUGCUGCUCCCCUGCUAACACAACCCAAUGGGUACAUCCGAGUUGCAACAGCAGAGAAUCCUGAAUACCUUGGCCUGGCUGAAACCAGUAGUGUAUAGAGGGACCUGGCAGCUCCUGGUGUAACCAGCUCUCUUACUGCCAGUAAACUGAACCGAAAUAAGAAUGUUAAAGUUACUGAAAGCAGAAGGAUGCUUCUCCUUGUGUCUAACAGCAUCCUUGAAAAGGCAGCUUGUUUUACUUAUCACCUUAACUGAGUCUCACUGGUUCCUGGUGAGUGAGGAAUUCGUUGGUGCCAGUUUCUGUCAUGGAAUCUUCUACAAGUGUGAACAUCAUUCCCAGUGAACCAGAGCCCAGGUUAAGCAGCAAAGCUUUUCUAAAUGUAGCAUUUCAGAAAUUCGGGUGGAGUGGAAACUGUGCUGGUCUGGGCCAGUGAACAAACACUUUCAGGUGUGAGCAAGCCGACUGUUAACUGUUUCCUCAGAGUCAUGUUUGGAAUACAAAAUCACAAAACUAUUUGAGAAAAGCACAAAAUCCAAAUUCCGAUCCAGGAGUCCCUGACGAUUCAGUGAUGACCCAGGCCGGCAGCAUUUCCAUUGGCCUCUCCACACCAGAUCCCACACCGUGCAGCUGUUUGGGGCAUCACCUGGGAAUCUCAGUGGAGCCCCUGGGCGCUGGCCCUCCCUCCCUCCCUGGGCACUGGCCCUC